Messenger RNA from Paramecium octaurelia, 546 nucleotides. NCBI's taxonomy places the organism in Eukaryota, Ciliophora, Oligohymenophorea, Peniculida, Parameciidae. The record is from the annotation of a GenBank genome assembly.
UGUAAGUCUUUUAUAAUUUAAAUUUCUUAAGGUAAAACCUUCUCCCCAUCUAAUGUAGCCUAAGAAUAGAAAGACAUAUCUAAGCUAUCGUUCAUUUGAACCAAAAUAACAUGUUCAUAGUACUACUUUUGUUUUGAAGAGUCGAAUAUUGAUUUCAACUAGUAAAUAAUAUUUCUUCAUUUACUUGGUAAUCAUGUUUCUCUUUGAUCAUUUAAAGUGUUUUAUUAGAUGUUCCUCUUCUAAAAAUAUACUUUCCAGAGCAAAAUUUAUAUAUGACAUACAAAUCUUCUGCGCUUCCAUAAAUAUGAAAUUUAGACUCCCCAAUUUCAAUUAUGAAAAAUAAAUUUCCAAGAUGCCCAGCAUUAAAUUCUUAUUGAAAGUAAUUCCAAUCCAUUAAAAUAGAGUUGUUCCAGAACUAAAACAACAAAAUCAACUUAUUUACGGGAUCCUAUCAUAAAUACAAUAAUUUACCACUAUUUUCAAUCCCACAGACAUCUCUUGAAUGCUUACGAACUUUGAGUUAAACUCCGAUUUAAUAAAUUAGUC